CCCACGUGUGCCGCCGCGCCGUGCAGUGCCGUGCCGUGCCGUGCCGUGCCGGCUCCCCGCUGCAGUCCCGGGGCGGCGGGCGGGCGCUGCGGUGCCGGCACAGCGGCAUGGCGGCGGGCCCGGGCCGCGGCAGCAGCGGCGGCGGCUGGGGCGGGAGCCGGGGCGCCGUGCUGCUGCUCUUCUUCUCGCUGUCGCCGCGGCCGCCGGCCGGGGCCGCCUGGCUGCUGGGGCUGCGGCCCGAGGACACGACGCCGGGCCGGGUGUCGCUGGAGGGCGGCGCGGUGCAGGCGGCGGAGGGCAGCCGCUUCCUCCUGCGCCUCUACUUCCAGCCGCCGCCCGAGGGCAACGGCAGCCGCGGGCCGGCGGGGGAGCGGGAGCCGCGGCUGGUCUUCAUCGAAGAGGCGGCGGCGGGGAGCACGGCGACGCGGGGCCCGGCGGAGCGGUGCCGGGAGCGCAGCGCCUGGGCCUCGGACGUGGAGGUGGUGGGGCCGCUGCGCUCGGGCGGCGCGGCGGGCUCGGCGCUGGCCGAGGUGCGGGUGCGGGAGCCGCGCAAGGGCGAGGCGGCGGCGGCGCCGGGCGGGCGGCUCUUCUCGCUGUGCGCCUGGGACGGGCGGGCCUGGGCGCACCACGGCGCGGCGGGCGGCUUCUUGCUGCGGGUGCGGCCGGCGGCCCCGCCGCUGGGCACUUGGCUGCUGCCGCUGCCCGAGGCGGGCUGGCUGCGGGCGCUGGGCGCCCUGCUGCUGCUGGGGCUCUCGGCGCUGUUCAGCGGGCUGCGCCUCUCGCUGCUCUCGCUGGACCCGCUGGAGCUCCGCGUCCUGCGCAACAGCGGCUCGGCCGCCGAGCGGGAGCAGGCGCGGCGGGUGCAGGCGGUGCGCGGCGGCGGCGGCACCUACCUGCUGUGCACGCUUCUGCUGGGGCAGGCGGGGGCCAACGCGGCGCUGGCCGGCUGGCUCUGCGCCUCGCUGCCCGGCGGUGGGCCGGCGGCGGCGGCCGGCGGGCCACGGGGAGCGCCCUGGCUGCCGGUGCUGCUGUGCACCGCCGCCGUCUUCCUGGGCGGUGAGGUGCUGCCCUACUCGGUGUGCUCGCGGCACGGGCUCGCCAUCGCCUCCCGCACGCUCUGCCUCACCCGGCUGCUGAUGCUGGCCGCCUUCCCCCUCUGCUACCCGCUCAGCCGGUUGCUGGACUGGGCGCUGCGGCAGGAGCUCAGCGUCUUCUCUACGAGGGAGCGGCUGCUGGAGACCCUGCGCGCCGCUGGCCCCCACGGCGACCUGGUGCGGGAGGAGCUGGCCAUGGUGCAGGGCGCGCUGGAGCUACGCACCAAGGUGGUGGAGGAUGUGCUGACACCGCUCGCCGACUGCUUCAUGCUCCGGGCCGAUGCUGUGCUGGACUUCGCCACCGUCUCUGAGAUCCUCCGGUCUGGCUACACCCGCAUCCCCGUCUAUGAGGGUGACCGGCGCGACAACAUUGUCGACCUGCUCUUUGUCAAAGACCUGGCCUUUGUCGACCCCGAUGACUGCACUCCCCUGCAGACUGUCACCCGCUUCUACCGCCGCCCGCUCCAUUGCGUCUUUAAUGACACGCGCCUCGACACGCUGCUUGAGGAGUUCAAGAAGGGAAAGUCCCACCUGGCCAUCGUGCAGCGGGUGAACAAUGAAGGGGAAGGAGACCCGUUCUACGAGGUGAUGGGCAUUGUCACCCUGGAAGAUGUCAUUGAGGAGAUCAUCAAGUCCGAGAUCCUGGAUGAGACAGAUCUGUACACUGACAAUCGGAAGAAGGAGCGGGUUCCUCACCGGGGACGCAAGCCCCAGGAUUUCUCCAUCUUCAGGCUCUCAGAGAGUGAGAUGAAGGUGAAGAUCUCCCCUCAGCUCCUCCUGGCUACCCAUCGGUUCAUGGCAACAGAAGUGGAGCCUUUCAAGUCUCCCUACCUCUCUGAGAAGAUCCUUCUGCGGCUCUUGAAACACCCCAAUGUCAUCCAGGAGCUCAAGUAUGACCGAAAGAACAAGAAGGCAGCAGAGCAUUACCUCUACCAGCGCAACCGCCCUGUUGACUACUUUGUCCUCAUCCUGCAGGGGAAAGUGCAGGUGGAGGUCGGCAAGGAAGGACUGCGUUUUGAGAAUGGGGCAUUCACCUACUAUGGUGUCCCUGCCAUCAUGGCUGUUGUCUCCUCAGAAAACGAUGUGCGAAAAAUGGGAAGCCUGGCAGGAUCCUCCUUCCUACUGCCUGUCUCAGUGUCCCGUACUUUCGCCUUCAGCAGAGGGGACUCCCUGGCUGGCUCUCCAGUGAACAGGUCACCGUCGCGCUGCAGUGGCCUCAACCGCUCCGAGUCCCCCAACCGGGAGGACUAUGGAGGCAGCAGCACGCAGCUCCACAGCAGCAGCAACAACAUCUACACGCCCGACUACUCCGUGCACAUCCUCUGCGACGUGCAGUUCGUCAAGGUGACCCGGCAGCAGUACCACAACGCGCUGGUGGCCAGCCGCAUGGACAGCUCACCCCAGUCCCCCGACAUGGAGGCCUUCGACAGGGAUUCAACCAAGGCCUCAAGUGCACGGGGAACCCCACAGACACCCAAGGAGGACCCUGCCACCCUCCUGAAUGAGAGGAACAGCAUCAUGUGCAGCCGCUCCGAGGGGCCGCGCAGUCCCAGCGAGUCGGUGUUCCUGCGCAUGGAGGGCAUCCCCUUCAUCCAGGAGGAGCUGGCUGACAACGAGGAGAACAGCAAACGGCAGAGUGAGUCUGGCUGGGGGGUACAUGCACCUGACCCCGGGGGUGGCUGGACACAGUGCCCCAAGGCGCUGCAGCCAUGCUGGGCUUUUGCAGACAGUGAGUGCUGCGGGACUGUCCUGGAAGCAGAGUCCCCGGGCAGAGAGGCCGGGACAAGCUCAUCACCGAGCAGCUCUGAGGAGGCGCUGGGCAAGAGGCUGCUGAGAUCCCUCAGUGGGCGCAAGCAGCGGACAUCAUCGGAAGGUGAAAAAUCGCCAGAGGAAAGCUCCAAUCUCGCCCCAUUAAUCACCUGAGCAGCAGCGUGGCCAGAGCACAAUGCUGGAGGCCCAUGCAGACUGGAGGUCUGCAGCAUGGGGGUCUCCUGCCAUGAGGCUCAUGUCCAACAGCAGGAGGUCUGCACUCGCUCGCUGCCUGUCCGCCCGCUCGUGCCGCCCCUCCCUGCAGGACUUGUGCAGAGCCCCAUCCCCAGGCGAGAAAGGAUGUACCCCCAGCAGGGCUGAACCACCCAGGCAGCCUGGACCAGCUAGCUGGAGUCUGAGGGCCCUUGCCCAGCCGCUCCCUGGUAGCAUCUGGUCUCAAUGAAGAGGUGGAAAAGGAAAGGUGAAAAUGUCUGUCAUGGCAUCCCUGCAAGCAGUGCAGGGAGGGGCAGCCCAACCCAGAACUGCCCUUUAACAUCAUUUACCAUCCCCAUCCCAGCGAGGCCUGGAGCCCCGCCGCACUGUGUGCUGCAAGAUGUGGUGUCCACCAUGAGGAGAAUGUGCUAUUUGGGGGUGCCACGUGCAGCUCAGGGCCCCAGCACACGUUUGUGCCGUGCCUGGUGACACCCGCUUGCAGCGCCUCGCUCACACUGACCAUGGACACAGCACUCCCAAAGCCCUGCUAGGCACAGGGCAAGGAGCCCCCUCACCCCCGAGUGCAGCCCCCUCCCUGGGGAGGGGUCUCUCCGUGCUGCACUGGACCAUCCUCCUCUCCACACACGCCUGCCGGUGAGAGGGAGGCUCGCACCAAGACUUCGGGGUGGGACAGACCAGUCAGUAGUUUUUGUAGA
Molecule: messenger RNA, 3772 nt
Organism: Poecile atricapillus (Black-capped chickadee)
Lineage: Eukaryota; Metazoa; Chordata; Aves; Passeriformes; Paridae
Gene: CNNM1
Product: cyclin and CBS domain divalent metal cation transport mediator 1
Exons: 12
Coding region: 108-3017 (969 amino acids)
Biological process (GO): transport; magnesium ion homeostasis
Cellular component (GO): plasma membrane
Molecular function (GO): transmembrane transporter activity
Source: RefSeq, a predicted model, not a curated record